AUGGCCCUAAAUUUUGGCCAAUAUUUGCGCCGAGAGUGUGGACUGGAAACGGGAGAUAUUGUUUGUUUGAUUACAUACAACAAUGACAUUCAUAGUAUGGCACUGUUGGGUGUUUUAGCUGCCGGUGGCGUCUAUACUAGUCUAGACAUGUCGUCAACUGAAUAUGAAAUUCAAACUACUGUCUCAACAAUUAAGGCAAACAUUUUGAUUGGAUUUGAAGGAAAUGUUGUUUAUUUGAAACAAUUGAAACAAAACUUUGACUUCAUCAAGACAAUUCUAUUAUUUAAAGAAAUUGCUAAAAAUGUUUACCCGAAAGACACGGACAACAACAACACCAAUGAUUUAUUGAUAACUAAUGUUAUAACAAACAUAUCGACAACAACUACGACACCAAAUAAAUUGUAUACCGAUUCCGAUGAUAACAAUAGUUGUUUGCCGAUUAGCCGAUCGCCGGACGAUAUGGCAACGUUGCUAUUGUCGGGUGGAUCUACCGGCGACCAGAAAGCUAUCGUAUGGACCAAUGGUCAAUGGUUGGCCACUGUGUCCAUUGCCGGCCACAGGGAAUUAGUGCCGCUAACCGGUAACGACAUACUGUUAACCGACCUAUACUGUCAGGGAACAGGUGUUAUUCAUUUGAUUCACUCGUUAGUGUUUGGAUCGCAAUUAGUUGUUAACAGUUCCAGUAAUAUUAAGAGUAGUAGUAGUAGUAGUGGUAGUGGUAGUAGUGGUAGUGGUAGUGGUAGUGGUAGUGGUAUUGGUAGUGGUAGUGGUAGUGGUAGUGGUAGUGGUAGUGGUAGUGGUAGUGGUAGUGGUAGUGGUAGUGGUUUUAGAUUGUCAAGCAAUAUAAUAUUUGAUUUGUUACACAAGUAUCGGAUAACCAAUUGUUUUGUCGGACCAAACGAUUUGUUGUAUUUGUUGAACAAUAGCCAGAAAUAUGACAAACAAUAUUUGCAAUCAGUCCGCGACAUACGUGUCACUGGGUUUGCUAUAAGCGGUCAACUGUACGACCAAAUCAAACAGUUAUACGAUUUUGAAAAAUUCAAUAUAAUAUACGGUCUGUCAGAGUGUGGGAGAGUAACCACUAAACCAUUGAAUAGGAAACAACAUGUUUUGUCGAUACCGUCCGAUAGUAUCGGUUGUGUUGUUCCCGGAAUUGAAGUCAAAAUUAUCGAUGAAAGCGGCAAUAGUUUGCCGGCCAAUCAAACGGGACAGUUGUGUAUACGCGGACCGACUCUAACAUCAGGAUAUUUAGGUAAUAACAAUGUUUUCUCUAAAAUGUUAACAAACGAUGGUUUCCUAAUGUCCGGUGAUUUGGGAUAUUAUGAUGAAAAUGAAUUUUUUUAUUUUGUCGACCGAAUCAAAGAUAUUAUCAAAUUUUAUGGAGUAAUAGUAUCGCCAAUAGAGUUAGAGAAUCAUCUAUUGACUCAUCCGUCCGUCAAAAUGGCGGCCGUUAUCGGUAUCGAUGAUGAACUGUGCGGUCAGAUACCCAUGGCUUUUGUUACACUGAAUACCGGUGCCAUCGAUAAGGCCGGGGAUAUCAAAGAGUAUGUCAAUAAACGGGUUGAUUUCACCAAACAAUUGAGAGGCGGCUUAAAAAUAUUGGAUAAAAUGCCCUUGAACAGUUUUGGCAAAAUUGACAAUUUAUAUAGCAAUAUAUAG
This is a messenger RNA of Oppia nitens, 1659 nucleotides long. RefSeq lists its product as uncharacterized. Gene Ontology annotation, molecular function: long-chain fatty acid-CoA ligase activity. Bases 1 to 1659 code for a protein of 552 amino acids. The record is from RefSeq and is a predicted model, not a curated record. Lineage: Eukaryota; Metazoa; Arthropoda; Arachnida; Sarcoptiformes; Oppiidae. The transcript has 6 exons. Gene Ontology annotation, biological process: fatty-acyl-CoA biosynthetic process; long-chain fatty acid metabolic process.